Closterium sp. NIES-65 is the source of this 3408-nucleotide messenger RNA. Lineage: Eukaryota; Viridiplantae; Streptophyta; Zygnematophyceae; Desmidiales; Closteriaceae. The record is from the annotation of a GenBank genome assembly.
AUGUGGACCAAUGGCGCGCGAGUUCAUGUCAAGUCCAGCUUCAUGCUGACAGGGAUGGAGAAAGCCAGAAUCGCAUCUAUGGUACGACGAGCUAUCAGCAUGCUAUCCGUGUGCUACCCAUGUGCUACCCAUGUGCUACUCAUGUGCUACCCAUCUGCUGCCCUUGUGCUGCCCAUGUGCUACCCAUGUGCUGCCCAUGUGCUGCCCAUGUGCUACCCAUGUGCUACUCAUGUGCUACCCAUGUGCUGCCCUUGUGCUGCCCAUGUGCUGCCCAUGUGCUGCCCAUGUGCUACCGUCUGCUACCUUGCAUUCACCUCCCUAACGGCGUUCCUUGCAUGGCAGGUUCGGCAUCAAGUUGAGUCACGCCAGUCAGGCGACGGUGCAGGAUCCAAGGAGGUUGAUGGGCGUGAAAGGUCGAGGGUAGUGGGUGGAGAGGAGGAGGGGAAGGGGGAAGAAGCUCGGAAGGAACAGGGAGGGGAAGUGGAUGGAAAGAGGGGCGGAGAGGAGAGGGGAGAUAAGGGGGUAGAGGAGGGGGCAAUGGAGAGGGGAGGUGAGGUGGGGAAGGAGGGGGGAAAAGGGGAGGAAGGGGACCUGCAGUUGACGCAAGCCUCUCCCUCUUCCUCUCUUUCCGCCUCUGCCUCUGCCUCUGCUACACCACCCACCGUUGUCACUCCCUCCCUGUCCCCACCAAACGUCUCUCUUCCUGCCUCUGCUUCUAGAGCCACGCCAUCGCCAUCAACGCGAGCAGCAGCCGUGGCAGCAGCAGGUCUAGCAGCAGCAUCGUCCACUCUAGCGCGGGUGGCGCAGGAGGACGGGUUUGUGGUGGAUAACGAGGCGCCUUGUAAGCGGCUAAUGUACACGUGGCAGCAACAGGGCGAUUCAGCGGCCAGCUCAGCUGUCAGUGGCGGUGGUUGUGGAGGCAAUGUCACCACCACCAACAGCAAUUGUGAUGGCAGGGGCACAAGUUGCAACGGCGACAGUGGUAUUGACAGUGGCAGUGGCAGUGGCAGUGGCAGUGCUAGUGCUAGUGCUAGUGCUGCCUCUGAGAGCAACCUUCAGAGAGACUCUCUGCGUCCUUUCCCUGGUCGGUACAGUGAUGUCAGUGGGUGGCGGAGAGGCAUGGGCAGGGGCGCGCUGGGGAGGGAGCAGGGCGAGCUUGCGGGGAGGGGGAAGGUUGGUGUGGGUAGGGCGGGGAUGAUGGGGCGGAGGGAGGGUGUGGGGCAGGGAGAGGGUGUGGGGCGGGGAGAGGGUGUGGGGAGGGGGGAGGGUGUGGGGCGGGGAGAGGGUGUGGGGAAGGGGGAGCACCUGGGGUUGCUGCUACAGCGGUGGGCAGAGGAUGACCGGUUUUGGGAGGAGGUGCGCCGACAGCGGAGGGAGGGGCAGGGAGCGCGGGGGGUCCAGCAGGGGGGACAGGGGGGCCAGCGGGUGUUGAGGAGAGGCCAGGGCGCUGGUGGCAGUGCCGGCAGUUUGAGAGCACUCGUAGGAGGCCCAGCAAGGUCGGAAGGGAGUCUGGUGGGCAGGUCGGAAGGGGGAGGAGGUGAGGAAGGAGGGGGGCUGAGAAGUGGAGGAGUGGCAAUGCCAGUGGCAGCAGCAGGGACAGCAAGUGCUGAGACAUCUGCAGUGGAUCCGGCUUUGGCAGGGGCUGAAGCAGGAGCAGGGGAGAGCAUGUCAGUAGCAGGCAGGGCAGCAGCAGCGCCAUCACCACUAGCGUCACUGCACGAGGGGCCAACCACCCCAGAAGGUUCAGCCACCCAUGGAGCGGCAGCAACGGCAGGUAUAGGGGCUGUGAUUGGGAGCGGUGAGAUGGUGAACCAGAGCGGUGAGAGGGAGUAUGGCGGCCGGUGGAGUGUCAGCAGUGGCUGGACUGGAACUGGCAGCUCAAGCAAGAGUGGCUCUUGCAGAGACUCUGGCUUUGUUAGUCGUACUGCAAGUCUCUGCAAUGGCAGUGGGAGUGCUAGGAGAAGAGGGGGGAGAGGAGGGAAUGAAGAGAAGGAAGGAAGGAAGGGGGAGGGAGGGAAGGCGGAGAGGGAGGGGGAGGGGGUGGAGAGGAGGCAGCAGGUGGGGCAGCGGAAGGGGGUGAGGAGUGUGAGGAGGCGGGCAGUGGCGGAGAAGGUGGGGGUGGUGGGGCAGGUGCAGCGCUGGAUGGAUGGGCUGGGACCUAUUGCUAAGCAUGUGCAGUGGUGGAUGGAUGGGCUGGGACCUAUUGCUAAGCGUGUGCAGCGGUGGAUGGAUGGGCUGGGACCUAUUGCUAAGCAUCGCGGUGGGGCAGGUGCAGGCAUGGAUGCAGUGCAGGCAUGGAUGCAGUGCAGGCAUGGAUGCAGUGCAGGCAUGGAUGCAGUGCAGGCAUGGAUGCAGUGCAGGCAUGGAUGCAGUGCAGCCAUGGAUGCAGUGCAGCCAUGGAUGCAGUGCAGGCAUGGAUGCAGUGCAGGCAUGGAUGCAGUGCAGGCAUGGAUGCAGUGCAGGCAUGGAUGCAGUGCAGGCAUGGAUGCAGUGCAGCCAUGGAUGCAGUGCAGGCAUGGAUGCAAUGCAGGCAUGGAUGCAGUGCAGGCAUGGAUGCAGUGCAGGCAUGGAUGCAGUGCAGGCAUGGAUGCAGUGCAGGCAUGGAUGCAAUGCAGGCAUGGAUGCAGUGCAGGCAUGGAUGCAGUGCAGGCAUGGAUGCAGUGCAGGCAUGGAUGCAGUGCAGGCAUGGAUGCAGUGCAGGCAUGGAUGCAGUGCAGGCAUGGAUGCAGUGCAGCCAUGGAUGCAGUGCAGGCAUGGAUGCAAUGCAGGCAUGGAUGCAGUGCAGGCAUGGAUGCAGUGCAGGCAUGGAUGCAGUGCAGGCAUGGAUGCAGUGCAGGCAUGGAUGCAAUGCAGGCAUGGAUGCAGUGCAGGCAUGGAUGCAGUGCAGGCAUGGAUGCAGUGCAGGCAUGGAUGCAGUGCAGGCAUGGAUGCAGUGCAGGCAUGGAUGCAGUGCAGGCAUGGAUGCAGUGCAGGCAUGGAUGCAGUGCAGGCAUGGAUGCAGUGCAGGCAUGUGAGUGGGGUGGGGCUCACAUGUGCUCGCCAUCGGAGGGGUGGUGGUGCUGGCAGCAGCAGUGGUGCUCGUGCCUUGCCCUGCCUCGUGCUCUCCCCCUCUCCCUCAAUGCCAACCCACUCAUCCCCCCCACACCUCAGGUGCUCGCCAUCGGAGGCGUGGCGGUGCUGGCAGCAGCAGUGCUCAUACCACGCCGUCCCAGGCAGCACGUUGAGGCACUGACGCCACUGCAGGUGGCGCAGCGAAUGAGGGUCUGGAUCGUGCGACCAGGAGACACCCUCUGCUCCCUCGUCCCCCGAGCCACCUUGUGCGAUCCCAACUCCGAGUUCUUCAAGCGCAACCCUGAGGUGUGCGACGUGAACAAGAUCUACUCGGGCCAAUGCCUGCUGCUGCCUUAG